This is a messenger RNA of Styela clava, 3480 nucleotides long. RefSeq lists its product as uncharacterized. Lineage: Eukaryota; Metazoa; Chordata; Ascidiacea; Stolidobranchia; Styelidae. The record is from RefSeq and is a predicted model, not a curated record. Gene Ontology annotation, molecular function: CoA-ligase activity.
GUUUUAUUUGAUAUUAUUCAAUAUAUUAAACUUGAAUAUUCUAUUUUAAAUUUUUGAACUAGUUGCAUGAAUUCUCAUAGCCCUAACAAGUGUAGUGGAUAUGCCGUUCAGAAGUCUUUUUCCCGAUAUUCAAUUACCAGACAAAUCAUUUUCGGACGUUAUGUUUGACGCUAUGAAGCAGCAUGGAGAGAAGAUUGCAUUAGUUGAUAAUUCAAUCGGUGGGAAGUCACUGACAUUCAAGCAAGUCUAUGACCAAUCAAGAAAUUGUGCUGGGUAUUUAUACAAAACGGGACUUGGAAAGGGAGACGUGGUCGGUCUUUGUUCUUCUACGUGCCUUGAAUUCCCAGUGGCAAUGUUAGGGAUAAUUGCUGCUGGUGGAGUUGUUGCACCUUGCAUUCCAGCAUAUAGAGUUGGGGAAAUAUUGCAACAAUUUCAAAUUUUAAAACCCAAGAUGGUUAUAGUACACGAGGAAUGCAUAGAUACGAUGAAGAAAGUUCAGCAACAAACAGAGUCUUUGAAGAAAAUAUUUGUCAUUGGUAAAAGCGAUGAAUUCACUACCUUAAUGGAGAUGAUUGAUGACAAAAACAAUAAAGAUUUCCCUGAUAACAUUGCCAUCAAUGGUGUCGAAGACCUAGCAUUAUUGCCAUAUUCUAGUGGAACAACUGGACUGCCAAAAAGUGUUAUGACAACACACAGAAACCUAAUAUUCGUGGCAAUGAUAUUUGGUACGUGCAUCAUGCCUGAAACGACUGACUGUAUGUACACGGAUCGUCCGAUGUAUCACGCGGGUGGAUUCAGCUGUUUUAUAUUAACUUUGUUUGGCGGAAACAAGCUUAUCUUAGAGAAAGAGUUCGCAGUUGAAACUAUGUUAAAAUCAAUAGAAAAAUAUAAGAUAACCCAUAUUCUGACUGUUCCGCCUGACUUGAUUUUCCUAGCUAACGAUAAAAGAGUUGAAAAUUAUGAUUGUUCUUCUGUUAAAGAAGUAGCGUGCAGUGGAACACCUCUUGCCCCAGAUAUAUUGCGAAAAAUAGAGAAAGGAUUUGGGGCUUUCAUUAGACCAGCUUAUGCCAUGACAGAAUGUCUCGUAAUCGCAAUUCAUCGUGGCAAAGAGAGUUUAUUUGAAGGCGUUGGAAAAGUUUGCCGCAACACAGAAGUCAAGAUAAUAGAUUUGCAGUCUGGCAAAGAACUUCAGAAAUAUCAGACUGGGGAAAUUAUAGUCAAGGGACCUGCGGUCAUGAAAGGAUACAUGGGAAACCCGGUUGCUACAGCACAGACUAUUACAAAAGACGGAUGGAUUCACACGGGUGAUAUCGGAUAUUUCGAUAACGAUGAAAUAUUGUAUAUAAUUGAUCGCCUAAAGGAAAUCAUCAAAUACGAAGGCGUUCAAGUGUCACCAGCGGAAUUGGAAAGUGUUAUAUUAAAACACCCGAAGGUAGCUGAUGUUGGAGUUAUUGGAAUUCCUGAUUCUCAUGCGGGUGAACUUCCAAAAGCAUUUGUCGUGAAGAAGGUGGAUGAUUUAACCGCAGACGAAGUAGACGCUUUCGUAAAAGAUGAACUUGUUGAUCACAAACAACUGAGAGGUGGAAUUGAAUUUGUUGAGAAGAUCCCAAAAUCAUCAACGGGGAAGAUUCAACGCAAUGAACUAAAAAAAAUGGCCGGUUUUAAGAAAAACGACCCAAUUCUUAAAUAUCCUAGAAUUACUGCUGCACUGAAAAAUCUAACGUUCAGUUAAUUAAACUUUGAAACCACCUAAUCAAUAUCUUCAAAUCUAAACAAAUGUUUGCGAACUCGAGACUUUAAGAGCAUGUGGCUUUAUAAUAAAAAUAUCUCAGGAAUAGACAUUACAAAUGUUCAGCCGUUUCUCCAUCUUUUAAUUUAAUGAGCAUCCUUUUUAAGCUCGUUUCAUUUUUGAAGUAGCACGAAAGAAAGAAGCAAAAAGGUCUUAGCAAAUGUUAGUUUUCAGUUCAAACGAUCGUGGAUCACUUCCCGAAUGAUGCGAAUCGUCGUCUCACAACAAAUUCGACGUACCUAAAUCACCUUACUCGCGAAACACCAUUAUAUAUAAUAACUGCUUGCAAUGGGAAAUGAAUACAUUAAAAUUCACAGCAUUAAAAACUUCAGACCACCGUAUUGAAAAAUGUAGAGUUAAGAAUUAGCAAUUUUGACUAAUAUAAUUUCAGCAACAAUAAAAUUACAAUUUUUUACUGCUAUGCGUUAAAAUUUUAAAAUAGCUUCGAGCAAACAAGCAAACUGGUUUCGGGGAAUUUUUAUUUCACUGUUUCUCGAACAAUGUCAAGACAUCAUCGACAGAAUGCAGUAAUCAGAAAAUUAUAGUUUAUGGGGGAAAGUAAUACUCAUAAAUCCACUUUACUAAGCUUAACUAUAUAACAUAAUUUCUGCGUCUUAUAAUUCCUUAAGUUAGACAUAAAAAAAUAAACAAGCUGCAUGACUACAUCUUCUCUUAGGCGACAUUGUUUAAACAAUUUAAAUUUAUUUUGCUAUAUUUGCGGUGAAUAUACAUUGCAAUCCAACAGAAAAGGGAUCGGUAAAUUUGUGAAGUGUGCUUAUCUUGCCUACUUCAAUAUAAUGCUGGGUGAUCAAGAUAAGGUAUGGGCACCCCAUAUUGUAUGCAAGCAAUGUGUUGAGCAUCUUCCACAGUGGACAAAAAAGGAUAGAAAGUCACUCCACUUUGGUAUUCCAAUGGUCUCGAAAAUUUAUUUUGAUGACUGCUACUUCUGUGCAGUAAACACAAAGGGAAUCAAUAGGAAGAACGGGAGAUCGUUAGUUUAUCCAAACUUUGAGUCUGCAAUUAUCCAAACUCCGAGUCUGCAAUUAGGCCAAUUCCACAAUGAAAUGAAAUUCCUUUUCCAGUGUUUGAAAGCUUGCCCGAAUCGGAAUUGCUUGGCUCUGAAGAAGACCAAACCUCCGUUUCGUCCACUGAUAGUAGUGAAUGCGCUGUUUCAGAUGUCGGUUUUUCUUCUUCUUCUUCACUGCCAUAGUCUUUUUCUCAUGGAUAACUUAAUGAACUGACUAGAGAUUUCAACUUUUUCAAAGAAUCUCCUGAAUUUCUAGCUCCAAGACUCUCAUAACCUUCUAUGGAAAACGCCUUAUUGAAUUCUUGUCGUAUUUCACUCAGGAAAAUGACAUAGUAUAUCGCAACGACGUUGUCGGCUUGCUGCGGCAGCUUGGUGUCCAACACUGAAGCCAACACUGAAAAUUAUGUUUCCUCCACAUAAAGCUUGGCAGUUGGUGAAUGCUUUUGAUAAAGAUGGCGACUGUUUUAAAUAUAUUUGCGGGAAAUUUCCAGGUCUGAUGUGAAUGAUGGGGCAAAGGGAGCCCUUCCAUCAAGAUAUAAGCGGCAUGGAAGUUUGCUAUCAAGGUCGUUGUGAUGCCACCAUGCUUGCAGACAACUGCUGGUCUAUCAAGCACGAUGAUGCCGGGGCCUCCCAUUUCAGAAAACUAGUAAAACAUCAAUUUAUA